Messenger RNA from Cyprinus carpio (common carp), 2365 nucleotides. RefSeq names its product DEAH-box helicase 35 (gene dhx35). The record is from RefSeq and is a predicted model, not a curated record. Gene Ontology annotation, molecular function: ATP binding; RNA binding. Lineage: Eukaryota; Metazoa; Chordata; Actinopteri; Cypriniformes; Cyprinidae. Gene Ontology annotation, cellular component: intracellular anatomical structure; catalytic step 2 spliceosome.
CAGUGACGGGAUGAUUGACAGGUCAGUUUACAGCGAGGGUGCGUGUAACUAUGCGACAGAGCGUACUGACGCAGCUGUGUGACGUUCACGCGUCGCUACGGUCGAUAACGUAGAGCAUCAUGGCGGCGCCCCACUCCACCAUGAAAUUCUGGAAACCCGGCUCGGAGGCUCCAGGUGUGUGUGAGGAGAGGGACCUGAGCUCGGAGACCACCGGCUCCCCCAUCAUCUAUAACCCCCACACGGCGCUCUCCGUCGAGAAACAGAGGCAGAGGCUGCCCGUCUUCAAGCACAGAAACAACAUCCUGUAUCUGGUGGAGAGCUUCCAGACUGUGGUGAUUGUUGGAGAAACAGGAUCUGGAAAAAGCACACAAAUCCCACAGUACCUGCUGGAGGCGGGAUGGGCGGCGGACGGGAAGGUGAUCGGCGUGACUCAGCCGCGGCGAGUGGCUGCCACAUCUGUGGCCGGUCGCGUGGCGGAGGAGCGGGGGGCAUAUCUGGGGCAUGAGGUGGGCUACAGCAUCCGCUUCGAUGACUGCUCUGACCCGCACGCCACACGCAUUAAGUUUCUGACGGACGGGAUGUUGGUUCGGUGCUGUUUAUUGUCUGACCUGCUGCUGAAGAAGUACAGUGUGAUAAUGCUGGAUGAAGCUCACGAGCGAACGCUUUACACUGACAUCGCCAUCGGCCUCCUGAAGAAGAUUCAGAAGAAGCGCAGAGACCUGCGUUUGAUCGUAGCUUCAGCCACUUUGGAUGCCAAGAAAUUCCACGAUUUCUUCAACCUCAAUGAGUCUGGAGACCCAAAUAAAGACACCUGUGCGAUUCUGACGGUGGAGGGCCGAACGUUCCCUGUGGAUAUUUUCUACACUGUCAGUCCUGUGCCGGACUAUGUGAAGGCUACGGUGGAAACCGUGAUGAAGAUCCACGAGACGGAGGAGGAUGGAGAUGUGCUGGCCUUCCUCACAGGACAGGAGGAGGUGGAGAAGGUGGUGUCUAUGCUCCAGGAACAGGCCCGGACUUUGUCCCGUUACGGGAUGAAGAAGCACCUGUGUGUGCUGCCCAUGUACGCGGGCCUGCCCUAUAACGAGCAGAUGAGAGUGUUCGAGAGGAUGCCCCCUACUGUCAGAAAGGUGGUGGUCGCCACCAAUAUAGCCGAGACGUCCAUCACCAUUAACGGCAUGGUGUUUGUGAUCGACUGUGCGUUUGUGAAGCUGAGGGCGUAUAAUCCACUCACGGCGAUAGAGUCCCUGAUCGUUACGCCCAUCUCUAAAGCCUCCGCCUGCCAGAGAGCCGGGCGAGCCGGGAGAAACCGCGCAGGGAAGUGUUUCCGGCUCUACACAGAGGAGGACUUUGAGAAGUUGCCCGAGUCGACGGUUCCUGAGAUGCAGCGCUCGAAUCUGGCUCCGGUCAUCCUGCAGCUCAAAGCUCUGGGCAUUGACAACGUGCUACGAUUCAGCUUCCUGUCUCCUCCACCUGCUCAGUCCAUGGUCCAGGCCCUGGAGCUGCUCUACGCUCUCGGAGGUCUGGAUCAGUACGGCCGUCUCACGGACCCCAUGGGGGUGCGGAUGGCCGAGUUUCCCCUCAGCCCCAUGUUUGCCAAGAUGCUGCUGGAAUCAGGAAACUUCGGCUGCUCAAAGGAGAUCGUCACUAUAGCAGCCAUGAUGCAGAUACAGAACAUUUUUGUAGCGCCGCACAACCAGAAGAAAUCAGCUGCGCGGGAGCGCAGGAAGUUUGCUGUGGCUGAGGGCGAUCAUCUCACCAUGCUGAAUGUUUAUGAGGCUUUCAUAAAGCAUCAGAAGAGCUCUCAGUGGUGUCAGGAUCAUUUCCUCCACUACAAAGGGCUCCUCCGGGCCGUGGCUGUACGAGAGCAGCUGAGACACCUCCUCAACAAGUUCAAGGUGCCGCGGACCUCCAGUGAAGGUGAUCCGGAUGUGAUUCUCAGAUGUAUUGUGUCUGGUUUUUUUGCGAAUGCCGCCCGAAUGCAUCACUCCGGCUCUUACAGGACUCUCCGUGAUGACCGAGAGCUGUACAUUCACCCUGAUUCAGUGCUGUAUGGAGAAAAGCCCCCGAAAUGGGUGGUCUUCAACGAGGUGGUUCAGACCAGCAAGUACUACAUGCGUGACGUGACGGCGGUCGAGUCCUCCUGGCUGGUGGAGCUGGCGCCGCACUUCUACAAACAGGCCAAGCACGGGUCUCUGAGCAGCAAACGGGCCAAAGUCUUCUGAGCGGAGCGACAUUCACACUUCCAGGUUUUUGCUGAACAGCUGGCCGUAGAUAAAGGAAGAUCUCAAGAACCGCUCUAAACUAAAGGAGCUGUUACGUACACACGCACACUUGGGUGUUUAUUGCAGCUGGAAGGCAAAAGGAA